UUAGAUUUGAGAAACAUAUAUUUAACAUUUUCACUUUUUAUAGUACAUACGAGGAUAUAUUUAAGAAAAACUACUAUUUCUAUUUAGUACUUUUAAUUUUUACGAAUAAAUGGCCAUCCUAAAAGCUUAUUAAAUUUUUCGUGCAGCUUUAAUAUGGAUAAUCAACGACUUUCCAGCUUAUUCGAUGAUGUCAGGGUAGAGUACAUCUGGCAUGCACGCUUGUCCGUACUGUAUGGAUGAUUCCAAAGCCUUCUAUCUAAGAUACAGCAGAAAAGUGAGUUGGUUUGACUCACAUAGGAGAUUUUUAGAUAGGAAACACCCGUACCGCAGAAAUCGGAAAAAUUUCAGUCAUGGAGCUGUUGAGAAGGAUAUUAGUUACGUACGGGAAAUGAGCUGUUAGAGGAGCUGGAUCGUUUUGGGUUUUUACGGGUAUUUGAAGAUGAUGCAUCUAAGUACAACGCUGAAAUCAGUAAGUACUGUGUUGGAUGGAAGAAGAGAAGCAUUUUUUGGGAUCUACCGUACUGGAGAACAAACAUGAUCUGUCACAACUUGGACGUGGUGCACAUUGAGAAGAAAUUUUUUGAUAAUAUUUUCAACACAUUAAUGUGUGUGCCGGGAAAAGCUAAGAAUCAUCUAAAGGCACGUCAAAAUUUAGCCAAGCUCGGCUUCCGAUCGGAAUUGCAUCUAGUUGGUUCAACCAUCCCCAAGGCCUCAUACACACUUAAUAGACAACAAAUAAUUGUCCUUUUAGAGUGGCUUCAAACUCUAAGAUCUGAUGGGUAUGUUUCAAAUUUAGCCAGGAAUAUCGACAUGGCUAAACAUCAGAUAUUCGGGAUGAAGAGUCAUGACUUUCAUGUGUUCAUGGAACGAUUAAUUCCCAUAGCAUUUGGGGAAUUGCUGCCAGCUAAAGUAUGGGAAGCUCAAACAGAAGUUAGUCUGUUCUUUAGAAGUCUUACUUCUACAAAGAUUUCUGCAGCUAAUAUGUGGAGGUUAGAUAAGGAAAUUGCAGUGGUGCUCUGUAAAUUAGAGACUAUAUUUCCUCCAACAUUCUUUGAUGUCAUGGAAUAUCUCCCUGUUCAUCUAGUUACGAGGCAAGGAUAGCUGGUUCGAUACAAUAUAGGUAAAUGUAUCCAUUUGAGAGGUAAAUUUUAAAACUAAUUAUUAUUUAAGUUACAAGUCAGCAAAUCUUAAUUAUUACUAUUUAAAGCUUAAUGUCAAAAAUUACAGGUACCUUUGACAUUUAAAGCUUAAUGUCAAAAACAAAGAGCAUGUUGAGGCUUCGAUCUGUAAUGCAUAUCUUACAGAAGGAGCAUCAUACUUUGUCUCGCAUUACUUUGGGCAAGACGUUCGAUGCAGAGUUAGAGAUCUUCCUAGAAACGAUGACGGACGCUUUAACGUCAAAUUGGGUGUUUUGUCCAUAUUCACACAUCCAAUCAAAUUCCAUAGGAGGGGUAAGGUUCUUAUAAUGGAUGAAGCAGAUCUCAACAUUGCUCAAACAUAUGUUUUGCGAAACUUUCCGGAGGUUAAUCACUUUUAUGAUCAAUUUGUGCACUUAAUCAAAAAGUACGAACCAAAUUUAAACCCAGAGCGGAUUGAUCAUGUGGUGCAAAACCAAUUUGCACGUCAAUUUCAACAGAUUUCUAGGGACGGGCUUCUUGAUGGUGUGGAGAAUGCUGACAUUUUAAAGGACCUCGCCGAGGGACCUUUGCAGAAGGCACAUUGCUAUGAUGUUUGUUACAUGAAUGGUUAUAGAUUUCACACUAUGUCCCAGUCUGCUAAAAAGAAAUCUACUGAAAACAGCGAGGUGUGCGUUAAAUCUGAUGACAACAGUUCCAAUGAAACAAACUUUUAUGGUAAGUUAGAGGACAUUAUUGAGCUUGAGUAUCGGGCACUUCCAAUUAAAAGGGCCACACUGUUCAAAUGUCAAUGGUAUGAUCAAACUACCACCGUAUAUGGCCAUGGUACUAGAAUCCAUCCACGGUACAAGCUGGUUGACGUUCAUAUUGGUCGAUCGUAAAGAAAGUACGAUCCUUUUGUGCUAGCAAGUCAAGCUUUCCAAGUUUAUUAUCUACCUUAUUCGAGUUUAAAGCAUAACAUGAAAGAUUAGCGAGAUGUUUGCAAAGUCAGAUCAAAGCAUUUCGAGGAAAGUGCUUUCCAACUGGAAGAGAAAUCACCGGAUUUUGUGGUAAAUGUAGAUGUUUCGGAGGAAAUAGUCACACCGUUGCGUGAUCCAGCUGGUGAUUUGUUAGUGUUAGACGAAACGAUUGAUGAUAUCGAUGAAAAUGAAGACAUCGACGAAGAUCGUGUAUUAUCUGACGAUGAUGAUGUCGAUGACAAUUAUGUAACCCAAUAAAUAUUUUGAUAUA
Messenger RNA from Amaranthus tricolor (Joseph's coat), 2366 nucleotides. RefSeq lists its product as uncharacterized. Lineage: Eukaryota; Viridiplantae; Streptophyta; Magnoliopsida; Caryophyllales; Amaranthaceae. The record is from RefSeq and is a predicted model, not a curated record. Bases 1466 to 2017 code for a protein of 183 amino acids. The transcript is spliced from 2 exons.